Messenger RNA from Rotaria sp. Silwood2, 795 nucleotides. Lineage: Eukaryota; Metazoa; Rotifera; Eurotatoria; Philodinida; Philodinidae. The record is from the annotation of a GenBank genome assembly.
AUGGCUAGCAAACAACGAAUUCCUAUUGUCGGAGUGAUUGGUGGUGAUGAUCAAAGUGGAUGCGCACGUUUGGUUGGUCGUGAGCUGGCCAAAAAUGGAUGCGUCGUUCUGACUGGCGGCUGUGCUGUGGAUAAUCGCACCGAAACGAAAUAUGCAGCCAUUAUGGGUACUCUCGAUGCCGAGCGAUGCGGUGAAGGAGUUUCGCGUUACAUUGGAAUUUUACCAAAUACUAGCAAGACCAGUUUCGUUUUCGAAUACCUAUCUCCAAGACAAUUGGUAAUACACAGUGGCUUGAGCAGUAUGGAUCGUGAUCCACUUAAUGGAAUUACACCAGAUGUACUUGUAUGUUUCGCUGGAGGUCCUGGUACGAUAUGUGAGCUUGUAUUUGGCAUCGCCUCUGGACGUGAAGCUAUUUUUCAUGGUGAUUGUGCAAAACUAUUGCUCGACAAAUGUACUACAGGUAGACAAAGAGCAGAAAUAAAACGGGGAAUGUUACGAGUUCUUGCAAACUGGCAGCCAUAUUUGUCAUUUCUCGCGGGUGAUGGCAAUACAAUAAUUGAUAUCUUAAUAGAAUAUCUUCGCAAAGCUGUUAGCCGUAAACCAUUGAUGUUCGCACCAGAGAUAGUUCAAGCCGCAUUACAAGCUCUACCGAACAAGCUAUCUGAUGUGCCAGCCUUUCCUGGACUACCUUGUGCACGACGUCGACAGCAGGUGGAUGAGUUUACAUUGUGGUGGAAAUCAUUCUCACAGGACUCAACGCAUGAAGAAAUCCAAAAGAGUUCUGCUACCAGAUGA